AUGGCUUUGAAUACACCUUCAUUACCGUCGGCCAAAGUUAUUCAUGUCGACACUCGAGGGGCAAUUAUCUUGUCCGAAGAAUCUCCCGAGACAAGAGACAGCCGCGGCAUAUACCUACCCAACCACAUUGAACCAGUGUCUCAUAUAGCAGUCGAUGUAGGAGGAUCGUUGGCAAAGGUUGUCUAUUUUACCCGGUCCCCUGACCCCCCAUCCUCGCCGUCGAUAGUAGCCACUCGCGGAACUAGCACAGCGAGCGACAUAUCCAGCCCACGAUCACUUUCACCAACUAACGAUGCGGUAUCGUGUUCCUCAACGCCGUCGAGCAGCAAGAUGACAGGGGCACUGACGCCCCUGGUACUAGAGCAGCCCUCGUCGCCCAUUGGGAACGGCCUGAACGGAUUGACAGACGGACUGGUGCGCGAUACAUACCUGAAGCGCAGUGUGCAGCACUUUCCGGGCGGGUCGCUCAACUUUGAGCGGUUCGAGACGGACAACAUCCAGGCGUGUGUCGAGUUCAUUCAGGAGCUGAUCCAGCGGUCCGCGCAGGUGAACGGGGUGACGAUCGAGGAGAUGCGCAAGGGCGUGAAGAUCAUGGCGACAGGCGGGGGUGCACACAAGUUCUACGAGCUCUUCCGGGAUACGCUGGGCGUGGAGGUGCGACGGGAGGACGAGAUGGAGUGUUUGAUUGAAGGCCUGAAAUUUAUUACCCUUAUCCCGGAUGAGGUCUACUACUUUUCCGAUGAACUGAUACAGUCCGUCUCCCACCCAACAAGCUCGAAUUCGAAUUCGUCCGUGGCUGCUUCUUAUGAUCCUUCUCUCCCACCCAAUGGUCGUUAUUCCUCGACCGUGACUUCGAGUGCUUCUGGGUCUUCCGUUAAUCCUCCGCCCCUGGAACGACCUAGUCCCGACCCACCUAAAUACGGAGUGACGUUUGAGAGCAACCCAACGCCUCAGCUGCCAUGCCUGCUCGUGAACAUUGGAUCAGGAGUGUCACUCAUUAAAGUUGACGAAGACGGGGCAUUCGAGCGUGUCUCUGGCACGAGUCUCGGAGGAGGCACGUUGUGGGGUCUAUUGAGUCUUCUUACACCAGCCACGACGUUCGACGAAAUGCUGGCCUUUUCAGAAGGUGGCGAUAAUUCGACGGUGGACAUGCUUGUUGGGGAUAUCUACGGACAAGAUUACAGCAAACUCGGACUCAAAUCGACGAUGAUCGCCAGUACAUUUGGGAAAGUGUUCAAAAAAGGAGGAGAGAAGGGCAAAUUCUCUCCGCAAGACAUCAGCAAAAGCCUACUCUACGCUGUGUCGAACAACAUUGGACAGAUUGCAUACAUGAAUGCAGAAAAGUACAAUCUGGACAGAAUCUAUUUUGGCGGAUGCUUUAUUCGAGGACACGCGGCGACAAUUGCGACGCUAUCGUAUGCAAUACGAUUCUGGAGUAAAGGAACGAAACGGGCACUAUUCCUACGGCACGAGGGAUUCUUGGGAUCGAUUGGGGCAUGGAUUCGAAACAUUGACUAUGAAGACAGUUAG
Molecule: messenger RNA, 1530 nt
Organism: Psilocybe cubensis
Lineage: Eukaryota; Fungi; Basidiomycota; Agaricomycetes; Agaricales; Agrocybaceae
Exons: 7
Coding region: 1-1530 (509 amino acids)
Biological process (GO): coenzyme A biosynthetic process
Cellular component (GO): nucleus; cytosol
Molecular function (GO): pantothenate kinase activity; ATP binding
Source: RefSeq, a predicted model, not a curated record